UUGAGGGUCAUUUUGAAAGCUUGGAAACUGGCAGCAAUGUAUUCAACGGUGCUGUUCUUGUGGAUAGUUACUCUGACGCACUGUGUUCUUGCAGGAAACAUCUGCUCAAAGCCACCUGAAGUGCCAUUUGCGACAAUUGAUGUAGAUAAGAAAGAAUAUCAACCUGGUGAAGAAGUGACAUAUACCUGUAGGCCUGGUUACGUCCAUCAGAGCGGCACAAAGAAGUAUGUUUGCAAUUGGUCUGGCAGAUGGCUUCUUAACACGAUGAAAUGUACACCAAAGAAAUGUCCAUUUCCUGGACUGCUGGAGAAUGGAAAAAUUUCUUUUACAGAAUUGACCUUUCAGAGUACGAUAAGUUUUUCCUGUAAUCCAGGGUACAUUCUCAAUGGGGCAAGGAUUAGCCAGUGCAUGGCAGAUGGAAGAUGGAGCGGGACUCCACCUCACUGUCAACCUGUGACUUGUCCUCCUCCCCAAAUUCCUGAAUUUGGAGUAAUUUUGUACCAUACUCUAAAGCCUGGAAAUGUAUCAGUCUUCCAAGACAUGAUUAGAUUUGAAUGCUUACCAUCUUUUGCACUUCUUGGAAAUGAAACAGCUAUGUGUACGGCUAAUGGGAACUGGAGCAAUAUACCAGAAUGCAAGUAUGUAACAUGUCCAACUCCAACAGGAAUAGAAAAUGGAUUCAUAAAUUUUGUUGUUCGAAGAACAUAUGGUUAUAAGGAAAGAGUCAGUUUUGGCUGCAAUGGUAGAUAUGUGCUAGACGGGCCCAGAGAAUCAAUGUGUGAAAAAACAAGUGACUGGUCCAUAAAACCAUCUUGUAAAGCACCAUGUAAGAUACCGGUUAAGAAAGCUACUGUGUUAUACAAAGGUGAGAAGGUAGCAGUUCAGGAUGGCCUUAAAGAAGGAAUACAACAUGAUGAAACCAUUUCCUUUUUCUGCAAAAAUAAAGAAAAGGACUGUGUCUAUACUGUGCCCGCUUCGUGUAUAGAUGGCAAUCUCACAGUUCCUGAAUGUUUUAAAGAACGUGGAUUCUUUUCAAGUGUAUUCAAGAAGGACUAUGCAGAAAGGACACAAUGUGAAGACGUCCCGUGAAUUAAAAAAAAGAAGAUGCAGUAAUUGCAAUGCCCAUUUUACUGAGAUAAAACAUAAAUGGCAAGGUUUUUUAGGUGUCAUUGAGUUUAACGCCUCUCUGCCAAUGCAAGACUAUAUCUUGCAAUCUAAUUUCAACUGCUUUGCCUGAUAUCAUCCUUGCCAAUCUACUUCACAUUCUAAGACAAAGUAUUUUAGUCACAAAUUCUUAAGAUGUAGCCCAACUGUUCCUUUUCUCACUUUCUUCUUACUUUUUCUUAUGUACCCUUCUCAGAAAACCUUCAGUUCUCCUUUUGUGCCUAAGUCCUACAAGUGUUUGUAACUGGUUCUCAGAUUUCCAUCUCUAACAUAAUAAUCAUUUUAGGUAACUUAUUCUGUAUACUUAUUUCUUUUUAAAUACUGCCUACUAAUUAGCCAAAUCAUUUAGCUCUUACCUGAUUUUAAAAUACAACUUUUAACUUUAUCCACACAAUGCUCAU
Alligator sinensis (Chinese alligator) is the source of this 1565-nucleotide messenger RNA. It is a transcript of the gene APOH, whose product is annotated as apolipoprotein H. Lineage: Eukaryota; Metazoa; Chordata; Crocodylia; Alligatoridae. The coding region runs from base 37 to 1089 and encodes 350 amino acids. The transcript is spliced from 8 exons. The record is from RefSeq and is a predicted model, not a curated record.